This is a messenger RNA of Lolium perenne, 786 nucleotides long. RefSeq lists its product as uncharacterized. Lineage: Eukaryota; Viridiplantae; Streptophyta; Magnoliopsida; Poales; Poaceae. The record is from RefSeq and is a predicted model, not a curated record.
UUCCCCUCCUUCACCCAAACCCAAACCGCUCUCCCCUGCACUCUCUACCACUGCGCACACACUUCUGACUUCUGACUUCUCCCAUCCAUGGCCACGCUGCAGCUCAACCACAUCGCGCGGGAGACCGCCGACGUGCGGGGCCUCGCCGCCUUCUACGAGGAGGUGCUGGGCUUCGAGCGCGUCCCGGCCCCGACCUACUCCGGCUUCCAGGUCGCAUGGCUCCGCCUCCCGGGCACCCCCGACGUCGCGCUCCACAUCAUCGAGCGGGACCCGGCCACCGCGCUCGCCUCCUCCCCCGGCGCCCUCGGCGCCCCGCCCGACCAGCUGCCCCGGAGGCACCACCUCGCCUUCUCCGUCGCCGACUACGACGGGUUCGUCACCGUGCUGAAGACACGCGGCACCCACGUCUUCGAGAAGACGCAGCCCGACGGCCGCACCCGCCAGGUCUUCUUCUUCGACCCCGACGGUAAUGGCCUAGAAGUUACAAGCUCAAGCCCAAGCGAUAAGUAACGUGGUAGCACCAUAUGAUCAUGCUUCCUACUUCUGCAAUAACCGUGUAAAAUGAUGAGUUCAGCCAGAGUGAUGCUUGAGACUGAGAUGAUGGAAGCUGCAGAAUAUUAGGGAGCAUUUCAGGAUCAUGUUUUACUUUCAAAUAAAUAAUGGGCUUACUACCUGAGCUGAUGUAUGUCUGUCCCCAUAGUUGUAACGUGAAUUGAUGAAUAUGUAUAUCUGUCACUGAAUGGUGUUGUAUGUUACUAGUAUAUCAAGUUCUGUUAGCUCUGUUCU